Molecule: messenger RNA, 818 nt
Organism: Laccaria bicolor S238N-H82
Lineage: Eukaryota; Fungi; Basidiomycota; Agaricomycetes; Agaricales; Hydnangiaceae
Exons: 6
Coding region: 46-660 (204 amino acids)
Biological process (GO): intermembrane lipid transfer; ceramide transport
Cellular component (GO): cytosol; cytoplasm; membrane
Molecular function (GO): ceramide 1-phosphate transfer activity; ceramide 1-phosphate binding
Source: RefSeq, a predicted model, not a curated record
GCGCAGCAGACUUCUCUUGAACUCGCACUUUGAACUACUAAAGACAUGCCCCCGUAUUUCGAAACCGUUAAAUCUUUCGCGGACGUGCCUAUCGCCGACAAGGGUGUAGAGACGCAAUCGUUCCUAGAAGCCUCAGAUGGUCUUGUUCAGUUGUUUGAUUUGUUAGGUUCUGGAGUUUUUGGAUUCGUGCAGGCAGAUAUCAGGGGUAAUAUACAAGGACUUCGUAGUCGUUAUGAAACGGCUCGUGAUGCGUCAGGAACGCUGGAAUCCCUUGUAGAAUACGAACAUCAAGAAUGUGCAUGCUCCGCAACCCAGAUGCAGAAACACGGUACCCCAUGCCUUGUUCGCCUCAUUCGGGGACUGGCGUUCACAUGCAAGGCGCUGCAGAACAUGCAGGCCGAUAGGUCUUCGGAAUUAUAUCCCUGCUUCAAACGUUCGUACGAUGAGGUCCUGGGACAUCACCAUUCCUUCGUCAUCCGCUCUAUCGUUUCGGUAGCGAUCCGCGCCGUCCCACGGCGCUCCGAUUUUUAUCGGAGCAUAGCGCAAGGCGGGUCGGCGGAAAAACUUGAUGAGGAGCUAGCAAAGUGGCUCGUGGGCUUGGAUGGGAUUGUGAAACGUAUGUGUACUUUUUUGGAAAAGGGAGGGUAUGGAAAGGUUUGAGAGCUCUGAGCUCUUGCAUUGUAUUGGAUGGAACGGAAGUACGGUUCGGAUCCGGAUCGUCCUCCGUGAGCUAUAAUAGUUCUUGAUAGACUAGUGACAGACGAUACGUGGACGUUUUGCCAUAUCAUGAUCCUGGCGAUGCUGCGUGUGUCGACGAU